Messenger RNA from Paracoccidioides brasiliensis Pb18, 1029 nucleotides. RefSeq lists its product as uncharacterized. The transcript has 2 exons. Gene Ontology annotation, molecular function: oxidoreductase activity. The record is from RefSeq and is a predicted model, not a curated record. Bases 1 to 1029 code for a protein of 342 amino acids.
AUGGCUCCACCUCAACCCCAGUCCCAAACCAUUCUAAUCGCCCCCUCUGUUGCUGAUGGGUUUACUCGGAAACUCCUUGAAAAACAGGAUCUGCGCGGUGUUGAGAGCCAUGGCAUAAACCGGAUCCCUUCGUAUCUGGCUCGGAUUCGACAGGGUGUUCUAGACCCAGCUGCCAUACCAUCUCUACGCCAAAUCACCCCAGUCGUUGCCCAAGUAGGUGGACAUAACGGCUUCGGCUUCGUUGCUGCAAAUACAGCCAUGGAACGUGCGAUCGCCAUGGCGAAGGACUAUGGAAUCGGGAUGGUCUCUGUUACGCAUUCAAACCACUUCGGCAUGUCCGCUUUAUAUGUCCAGCAGGCGGUCGAGGCUGAUAUGAUGAGUCUUGUUUUCACAAAUUCUUCUCCCGCACUGCCGGCAUGGGGCGGGAGGGAGAAACUCAUGGGCGUCUCGCCGAUAGCAUGCGGGGCACCCGCCGGCGGCAAGUCAGGGGUGCCGUUCAUACUCGACAUGGCACCGUCUGUCGCAGCUAGGGGCAAAAUUUACAAAGCCCUGCGACGUGGGGAGCGAAUCCCGGACGGCUGGGCGUUGGAUGAGAAUGGAUCCCCGACCACAGAUCCUGCGGCGGCUUUAAAUGGGGUAAUGUUACCCAUAGGAGGGCCCAAGGGGUCCGCUCUAGCAAUUAUGAUGGAUGUUUUUGCGGGCGUUUUGUCCGGUUCUGCGUUUGCUGGGCAUGUUACAGGGCCGUACGAUCCGUCGAAAGAGGCUGAUGUAGGGCAUUUCAUUGCGGUGAUUAAGCCAGACUUGUUUAUGGCGUUGGAGGAGUUUAAAGAGCGGAUGGAUUAUUUGUAUCAGAGGGUUGUCGGGGGGGAUAGGAUGGAAGGUGUCGACAGGAUUUACUAUCCUGGAGAAAUUGAGCUGCUGACUGCAAAGAAAAGGAGGGAGGAAGGGAUCCCGUACGUAACGGAGGAGAUUGAGGCGUUGAACAGAGAGGCGGAUGAGGUGGAAGUUGCGCAUUUGGACGAUAUUUGA